This is a messenger RNA of Trypanosoma rangeli, 591 nucleotides long. Its product is annotated as trafficking protein particle complex subunit 3. Gene Ontology annotation, biological process: endoplasmic reticulum to Golgi vesicle-mediated transport; intra-Golgi vesicle-mediated transport. The transcript has a single exon. NCBI's taxonomy places the organism in Eukaryota, Euglenozoa, Kinetoplastea, Trypanosomatida, Trypanosomatidae. The record is from RefSeq and is a predicted model, not a curated record. Gene Ontology annotation, cellular component: TRAPP complex; cis-Golgi network membrane; cytosol. Bases 1 to 591 code for a protein of 196 amino acids.
AUGAAAAAAGCGCCCGCAGCUGCGCCAACUUCCUCGAAUAAAGGGGAAAAGGCCUUUGAGAGCGGCGAAAAGGUGAGUGCGGAGUUUUUUGCGAUCACGUAUGGUGCGCUGGUGCAGCAGAUGGUGGCCGACCUGACGCAGGAGGAGGAUGUGGAGACGAUCAAUCAGCAGUUGGACGCGAUGGGGCGGCGGAUUGGGUCGCGACUUGUUGAGGAGUACAGCGUACGCAGUGAGACGCCCGCCUGCCGCACCUUUGCACAGGCGGCGGACGGGGUUGCGUUGGUCGGGCUGCGCAUGUUCCUUAACGUCACAGCGACCGUAGAGCCGGUGCGGGAGGCGGGCACGGAUACCUUCGCCAUUAAGUUUGCUGAAAAUCCACUGGCGCUCUUCGUGGAGCUGCCGGAGGGCCCCCUGCGAGAGCGACUGUGGUACUCCAAUGUCAUCUGUGGCGUCAUUGUUGGGGCGCUCGGGAUGGUUGGGUUUUUAGCGGAGGCGACGUUUGUGCAUGACACGCUGCGCGGGGAUGCGACGAAUGAGAUUUUGCUCUGCUUCAAAGGCAGGGAGAAGGAGACGUUUCAGGUGGAGCGGUAG